AUGUAUAAUUCAGAUCACGAUCGGAGAAGAGCUCAGUGGGGUUUUUUUCUGCCUCUCGGUGGUUCUGAAAGCCCACUGGUUGCUGUCUGUGGUGCUGAAUCUGUAGACACACUCCUACAUUACACACAGCUGGGGAUGUGGGGACUGCACUGCGCAUGCGAAGAAGUCAUCCGACGCCACUUACUUAAACACACAUCAGGAGUAGAGCGCGUUUUCUUUUCUUUUUUUUUUUUUUAAAUCAACAACUCGAAAUGAAACAGCUCCUUGAAGGUUUUAUUUGCUCGAAGCAACAGGCUGCAGCAGCAUCCAUGUGGCGUCUGCGCUAAAGAAGAAGAAAAAGGAGAAAAGCAUCCCGUGGGUGACCACCACCACCACCACCACCACCACCUGUAACUGCGCCUCGGCUCCCGGACUUUCCCCCCCACACUCAUGCCGACGGCGAGGAUGAUGAUGAAGAAGCAGAACGUGCGGACGCUGUCGCUCAUCCUCUGCAUGUUCUCCUACCUGCUGGUGGGCGCCGCGGUGUUCGACGCGCUGGAGUCCGAGUCGGAGAGCUCGCGGAGGCGCGUGCUGGAGCAGAAGCGCAACGAGAUGAAGAAGAAGUACCGCUUCUCCGAGGACGACUACCGCGAAAUCGAGCGCGUGGUGCUGCAGGCUGAGCCGCACCGCGCCGGGAGGCAGUGGAAAUUCGCAGGCUCCUUCUACUUCGCCAUAACCGUCAUCACCACCAUCGGUUACGGCCACGCCGCUCCGGGAACGGAUGCAGGGAAGGUUUUCUGCAUGUUCUACGCCGUCCUUGGCAUUCCCCUCACUUUGGUCAUGUUCCAGAGCCUCGGAGAAAGGAUGAACACGUUCGUGCGCUACCUCCUGCACAAGCUCAAACAGUGUCUGGGCUUUCGGAACACCGAGGUGUCCAUGGAGAACAUGGUUCUGGUGGGCUUCCUGUCCUGCCUCGGCACGCUGUGCGUGGGCGCCGCGGCCUUCUCCCACUUCGAAGGAUGGAGCUUCUUCCACGCUUACUACUACUGCUUCAUUACGCUCACCACUAUUGGCUUUGGGGACUUUGUGGCCCUGCAGAAAAAGGAGGACCUGCAGAAAAAGACCCCCUACGUGGCUUUCAGCUUCAUGUACAUCCUGGUGGGGCUGACCGUCAUCGGGGCUUUCCUCAAUUUGGUGGUGCUCCGCUUCCUCACCAUGAACACGGAGGACGAGAGGCGAGAUGCUCAAGAGCGGGCUUCGCUGAAGAGGGACAGGGGCCUCCUGGAGGGGGCCCUGGGCCUGCGGGCCGUCGGGGAGCAGCACAGAGACAACCGCAGGGAGAGGAACAGGGCCAGCAUGGUGCACGGCCACAGCACGCUCUUCCUGCCCAUGCAAGAGGGCACCAGCCGCACCAACCUCAUCUCCUCGCCAGCAGACGACCCGGAGAGGGGGAGCCCCUGCAGGCACAGGCUGCACUUUCAGAUCAAGGAGGAAAGACAGAAGCAGGAGUCCAGCCUCAGCUCCCUCUGCUCCUCCUGUGUGUGUUACCACACACGGGAGGAGGCUUGUGACAGCCCUCUGGUGAGCCGGAGCCAACACCACGGCUGCCACAUCAAUUCCGUUUACUACAACUCGGUGUCUUAUAAGAUCCAGAGCUGCUCGCAGAGAUCCGGACUCUCUUCACCUGGGAGCACGCUCUCGCCUGGACACAGCUUUCUGAAGUUCUCUCGCCUAAGGAGAAAGUCAGUGUAAAGGGCAUUAUUCUCAUUCAUAUUUUUAUUAUUGUGCACAAAGAGCAUUUUCAGAAACACUGUAUAACCGCAGUUUGGAAAAAGUUGGGAUAUUUUGUAAAAUGGAAAUAACAACUUAAUGCAAUGAUUUGCAAAACUCAGAAACUCAGAUUUAAAUCAAAAUGGAGCACAGUAAACACAACAAAUGUUUAAAGUAUAAAACCGAGACCAGAGAGGAGUUUUAGGACUGUAACCAGUGGUGGACAAAGUUUCACUAACUGCUAAAUCGCUAGCAGAACUAGCUUCUAAUUCAUCAGAUUAGAGUGUUUUUGCUAAUUUUAUAAAGUGUUAUUGGACCGAUAGCUUCCGCUAAAUUAAAUUCUGCAAAAUUUAAAGUAGUCACAAGUGUAAAACUUCAAUUCAAAUAAAAACGAUCUCCUCUUACAAACCAUAUUGUGUGUAGCAUGUAGCAUCUUUAGCAGCUAAACUUCAAACUACGAGUGCCAAAAAGAAAAUAACAACAAU
Molecule: messenger RNA, 2234 nt
Organism: Austrofundulus limnaeus
Lineage: Eukaryota; Metazoa; Chordata; Actinopteri; Cyprinodontiformes; Rivulidae
Gene: kcnk15
Product: potassium channel, subfamily K, member 15
Exons: 2
Coding region: 430-1731 (433 amino acids)
Biological process (GO): potassium ion transmembrane transport; stabilization of membrane potential
Cellular component (GO): plasma membrane
Molecular function (GO): outward rectifier potassium channel activity; potassium ion leak channel activity
Source: RefSeq, a predicted model, not a curated record